CGUUUCUAUGACAACGCGACUCUAGACUCUAGAGUCACGUUGGCAUAGGAACGGCCCUGUUACUACCUGCGCAUUGUGAGCUCUAUUCAGUUCCUUCAGUUUUACCUUCUUGUUUUCACAAUAGCCCUUAGCUUAAAAUUCUAUUACAUAUACCUAAGAGGAAUAUAUCCCAGUGCGGUGUUUGAACACUUUGUGUGGCGUUGAAAUCAUCUGGAAAUGUUCAAGGGCGAGUAUCAGGGUGGUGCCGUUGUAGAGGUCUUCAGUGCACAAGGGAAAGAUCCCGUGGCAAACUGGAAACUCAGCGGCCAGCCGUCAAUAAGCAAGAUGUUCGAUAAAGAAAUGAAAGGUUUUGUGUACAGCCUCAAAGGCAGCAGUCAAACACAUAGGAUGCAGUUACCCAAAGAUGGAAAGACGCCUCUUUUCCUGAUUCAGAAGUUCCUGGUCUUGCAGGUGAAUGUUCCUCUUGGUAAAGACUUCUCAACUGAGCUUGUUGUAACAGAUCAAGGGCACUUGAAGCGAAGGCUUUACUUGUCCACUAUCCAUAAGGAGUUCUCAGCUACCCCUCUGCAUGCCAGAAUACCGCUGAGCUGCCUCAGACGAAACAUUUGGUGUAAUCUGUACAUUGACCUGGGCUCAUUCACCACCGAGCUGUUUCGAGGGGCUGCGUUCCUGUCUCUGGAUGGCAUCAUAAUCUCAGCCUGCUGUAAAGUCAGGCGUAUCUUCACCAUGAGGACUGAACCUGCAGACCAUGUGGACAGAGAUCCUUAUGACAUAAGAAAUUAUCCUAAAGAGGAGAUGCCUAAAAGCUGCCAGUUUCCAUCUGCGAUUCAGCACGUUACACAGCUAAUGAAUAUGGAUAGACUGAGACAGGCUGAUCUGAGAAGUGUAUCUAUCAGCUCAGAAGCUGAACAGCUAAGUACUGGGAGACCAGCUCGGGGUCCUAAAACCCAGGACUACUCCCAUAUUGCUUUCGGAUCGAAAGUCACAGGAUGCCCUCCUAGCACUGCAAGAAAGGGCAGUUCACUGGCAAAUGUGUCCGAACACAAAGCUCAUUCAGGGAGAAGUGGAAGACUAAAGGCACAACCACCAGCUGACCAAGCAUCUUCUGAAAGGACAGGGUCUGGGAGGCCAAAGCAGAUUUAUAAUGCUGGGAAAGAGAGAAAAGUUACACGAAAUCAUAGAGAAAUAGACAGACAUCAGCCAAUCGAUCACUGCAUUCCAGAUGAGACAUGUAGUUCAUGUUCUCCUGAGCCAGUUCCCAAAACUUCAGAAUGCCAAUCUCCAUCUGAUUCAUUCCCUGAUUUGCAUAUUCUUGAGAAUGGAAAUAGUGCCAGCAGAGGAACUUCAACUCCACUCAGUCAGGAUGAAACUGAAGAAGAGGAUGGAGAGGAGGUCUUUACUUUUUCUUCAUGUCCUCACUCAGCCAAAAGGGGUCAACUUUUCAGCGUGACCUUUGAGGGUUUAUCUUCUGACCCUAAAGUUGACAACCUAGAGUGGGACAGAGAGCGGAAAGUGGCAUGUUUGGAAGAUGACUUCAUUGGGAGUGAGGGUGAAGAGGAUCAGAGCUUCUUUGGAUUCCUCUCUCAGAGAUUUGGUGCACACACUAGUCCUGCUCCUCCUACCCUGGCUUCUGUUCCCAUUUCCAGAUCUACCUCUUCACCCAGGCUUUGCACUGAGCCAACUAAGGCCUCUACUGUUACACAUGCAUCCACACAGUCUUCCACAGAGGGGUCCCGAAGGACUGAGAUGGCACGUGUGGCACCGACCCGCUGUCUCUCACCUUGCACUUCCAAACUGCGGAGCAGAACGGAACACUCUAGACCUGGGCAAAACAGGCCUGAUGGAGAUAUAAGGACACCCAUUAAUAGAGCAUCUGUUCGAGAAAUUUCCCCUGAGGAUGUGAAGCUCCACAAUGUGAGAGAGAGCAUGAGGAGGAUGAGGAUGCCUGUGGGCUCCAGCAUAUGUGAUUUAUCUAAGAGAGCAGAGCAGGAGGAGGAUGAAGAAGAAGAGCUGCGGAUGUUAGCUAGUCUAAAAAGACAGCAGGAAGAGGAGGAGGGUGGGACCUGUGACUCAGGCCUCAGUGCUUCACAGGUUCAGCAGUGCAAUGUCAGCCUGAGUAUGAGGAGUGAUGACACUUCUACAUGGACCCAGUGUAUCCCUCUAGCAUCUGAACAGGGCCAGUACUACCAGAAAGAGAUGAAUCCACUUCUCUACUCUAAUCCCAGGGAAUGGAUGGAGGUUAUCAGCCCUCCGAUAAUUCAUCCCAGACAACAGCAGACAGAGACCAAAGGAGACCACAGCAACCCAUACACCAAAGGUUCUGUGGUUGAGGAGAACUGCAGCAAGGACGUGUUUCUCAGUCUGCUCUAUGAUUCAUGUCUGAACUGCUACUUUGAUCCUGAGACUGGGAAGUACUAUGAGCUGAUCUAAGUUCAGUGAAAUCAAGAAGACUGAUUCAUAUAGUCUGACAUAACAAUAUAUUCCAGAUAUCAUAUAAUAACAGGCACACUAUUAAAGCUGCAUUUUUAAAAAAGAUUUUGAACUGUUUAAGGUUUAUUUAGGUUGUUCUUUAAUUAUUAAGGCAAGACAUUAUAGAUAGAUAAUUUUGGUCAGAUCAGUUAGAUUUUUGAAUAUAUUGCAUCCAUAUCAUCUCUUUAAACUGUUUAAAUCAAAACUCAACCAUAAAAUUGUUUUGUCCAUUUUGACCACUGUACUAUCUGAAACUUUUAUUCAGGCUUAAAUUUCACACACUUGGCACAAUCAAACUUUGUUUCCUGAUGUAACUGAUGUAAAUUUGCGUUAUUAUUGUACACAUGUCAAUUUCCUUUAUAAACCUUAUACAAUUCCCUCCAUUAAUACUGGCACCCUUGGUAAAUAUGAGCAAAGAAGGUUGUGGAAAAUUGUCUUUGUUGUUUAACCUUUUGAUCUUUUGAUUAAAAAAAAAUCACAAAAUAAUCUGCUCUCAU
Molecule: messenger RNA, 2966 nt
Organism: Ictalurus punctatus (channel catfish)
Lineage: Eukaryota; Metazoa; Chordata; Actinopteri; Siluriformes; Ictaluridae
Gene: cfap20dc
Product: CFAP20 domain containing
Exons: 18
Coding region: 217-2430 (737 amino acids)
Source: RefSeq, a predicted model, not a curated record